Drosophila serrata is the source of this 1640-nucleotide messenger RNA. Its product is annotated as Golgi resident protein GCP60. Gene Ontology annotation, molecular function: fatty-acyl-CoA binding. Gene Ontology annotation, cellular component: Golgi membrane. The record is from RefSeq and is a predicted model, not a curated record. NCBI's taxonomy places the organism in Eukaryota, Metazoa, Arthropoda, Insecta, Diptera, Drosophilidae.
AGCAUUUCUCGCUGCAACGACAACUGGUCACACUCGCAGCAGACGUCACAUACUUCUAAUAUUUUGUUUUGUUCUUUGUGCGAAAAGUUUAGAAUUGCCGGAGAACGGGAUUGCCAUAGGGCAGAGCAGAUCCGCAAGCGACGGCAACAUGGCGAGCGGGACAAGCAGCGGAGCGACGGCCAGCACAGCGUCACCGCCGGCAGAGAAGUGGGGCUUUCCCCUGCAGGAGCUCUACCGCCUGGCGUUUGCCUUCUACAAGCAGAACUCGGGUAAGGCCAUCCAUCUGUCCUAUGAGGACAACCUGAAGCUGAUCGCGUUCAAGCAGCAGGCGGCACUCGGUCCGUUCAAUACGAGCCGGGCGCCAGCUCUCGGCGUUCUGGACGUGAUUGGACGCGACCGGCAGCAGCACUGGCAGCUUCUGGGAGACAUAACGCGCGAGCAGGCCAUGGAGGGGUUCGUCGACCUCCUGGACACCAUGUGCAGCGCCUUUCGACCCUAUAUUGAGGCGGUGCGACAGGACCGCGACGAGACGCUGCGCAAGGAACUGCGCCGCAUGGAGGCGGAAAAGGAGGCCCACGAGCGUCAGGAGCGUGCCCAGCAAGAGCUGCUCGAGGAGGGUUACAAGGAGGAGCUGCAGCGCCGCCAGCUGCAGGACGCGCUCAACAAGCAGACAUACCAGCAGUUCAAGCUUUAUGCAGAGAAACAGUUCCCUGGCAAUCCAGAGCAGCAGGCCGUGCUUAUCCACCAGCUGCAGAAGGAGCACUAUCAUCAGUACAUGCAGCAGCUCCAUUUGCAGAACCAGAAUCAGCAACAGCACAGUCAGAGCCACGAGGCUGGGCAUGAGGAGGACAACGCUUCUGGCAGCAACAAUAACAACAGCAACAGUGGCAGCAGCAACAACAUUCCCGAUCUGUCCAACGCCAUGACCGGUCUGAAGUUGGGCGACCUGGAAACGCAGCAGCAGCAGCAUGCAGAGGAGCAGCAAGGCCAUCCUGGCAUUCACGGGCAGGAGGCAGUGCAGGAGCAGCACGGCAGUGACGAGUAUGAUGACUAUGUAAUGAUACGACCGGCCAAGAUCUGGACGCGUCCCGACAUUGAGCAGUUUAAGACUGAGGUGUCCGCCGGUGAUGGCGACGGUGUCAUCACCAUAGGCCACGGCGACACAGUGACGGUUCGCGUGCCCACCAACAUGAACGGCAAGUGUAUCUUCUGGGAGUUUGCCACGGAUAGCUAUGACAUCGGUUUUGGCAUCUACUUCGAGUGGGCCAAACCCGUGACCAAUGAGGUGACCGUGCACGUGAGUGAUAGUGACGAGGAUGAGGACUGUGUGGACGAGGACUAUUUGUCUACCACCGAGGACCUGGAGUCGGGCUCGCUGUCGCAAGACCGCGGCGACGGUGGCAUCGGUUCGAUGAGCAACCCAACUGCUGCCCCCAAGGCUCCCAUCUCCAUUAUAGUUCCCAUUUAUCGGCGCGAAUGCUACAACGAAGUGUACGUGGGCUCCCACUCCUAUCCCGGCGAGGGCGUCUACCUGCUAAAGUUCGACAACAGCUACAGUAUCUGGCGCUCAAAGACCCUGUAUUACCGCGUCUACUACGAGCGCUAAGAGGCCAAAAAAAUGUGUAUUUACUAUCCAUUAA